AUGGGCAAAACGCAGGCUAUUGAGUUUGGUAUCAAGCGUAUUCCCGUUAUUAUCCCACUGGAUGAAGAAAGCGCGCGCCAGCUGUGCGAACAAAUCCUAACGACGCACGCAAAUGAGCCUGACAAAGUUGCUGAAAAGUUUCUAGAAAUUUUGGGUCCAGAAGACGAAUCGCUCAACUUCGUGCUGCAAUUCAACGAGAAAUUGGGUUAUAAAGAGCCCUCCAUAGCAGCUUCUGAGCCCAUUGUGAAAAAUGAAGCUAAAAACUCUGGCUCAAAAGCUGGUAACGAUAUUUUAGAGCCUUUGAAAGUGACCAAAACACCCGUCAAUACCAAAUCUGUGCCUCCAAAAGCAACAGAUGCGGUAAGAAAAUCUGUUUUAUCAAGUUACAGGCCGCAACAGAACUCUCCAAAACCUUCAGUACAAGAAAAGCCAAAAAAAAACGGCAAGUCACGAAAGCUUCAAAACCUCCAGGAAAUUGACGACGUCCUCAAGAUUCUCGAGCUGGAAACCACUGACAAGGACCCCACAAAGUACGUGUGUAACUGUCGAGGCACAAGACACCCGCUUUUCGAGGUCGCACCCAACUGUCUCUCGUGUGGGAAAAUCAUGUGCGUGAUGGAAGGCCUCCAUUUAAACAAUUGCACGAGUUGCGGAGCUGAAAUGAUGAGUCCUGAGGAGCGAUCGAAGAUUAUUGACGUGCUCAACCAAGAAAAACUAGAAUUAGCGUCAGUUAAAACUGCUGUGGUACCAGAGAAGCCCAAAAGAACGAAGGCAUACACUAUCACUUCGGGAACUGGGACCAAUCUAUUUUCUGAACAAGAUAGGUUAUUUCAGAGGAUUGAGAAGGAGAAAGAGCGCGAGGCAAAGCGUAAAGAAGUCUUGGGUGGUUUGGAAGAAUCCCGCCUCGCAGAGACUAAAGAGGCCACGGAACAUGACCAGGAAGAUCCAGAACUGAGAAGUGCUCAGGAACGUCUCGAAAAGCUUUUACACUUUCAGAAUACAUCGGACCAAAGAACAAAAAUUAUCGACAAUGCCAGUGAUUUCAGCAUGAGCAACGACUCCAAUCUGUGGGGCAGUGCUCAAGAUCGUGCGCUCAUGCUGAAAAAGCAGCAAAGAAACAUUAGGCGAUGGGAAAAACUGGAACAAGAACGGCGUGGUAGAAGAGACAAGGUGGUUAUCGAUUUGGUAAUUGGUAAAGAUGGGAAAGUGACGAUGACAGAGGCUUCGAGACCUCAAAAAAAGUCACACGCUGCUGAUGACGAGGACAAGGACGAGAUAAGCGACGAAGAAGAUUUGAAGGACUUAGAGGAGAUAGAACAAUUAAAAGGCUCGUUGGCACAGACUUCCAAAGAAAAGGAAGGGAAUCUGUCCUCCAAAAUAUGGGAUCCAGAAAAAGACAGGAAGCAAUUCAGAAGGCCCGUGUACAUUGACGAUAGACAGUCCGUUGAAUCAUCUGGGGAAGAUCAAACAAUCUCUGAUGGCCGAAAUUGGAAGAAAAGAGUGCAAAUAAGUCAAAACGACGAAAAUUCGCUAGAGCAAAACAUUCUGGCGGUAUUAUGA
Lachancea meyersii CBS 8951 is the source of this 1560-nucleotide messenger RNA. The record is from the annotation of a GenBank genome assembly. NCBI's taxonomy places the organism in Eukaryota, Fungi, Ascomycota, Saccharomycetes, Saccharomycetales, Saccharomycetaceae.